AUGGGCUACUGGGUUGGCAAGUUUCUUGGAAGUAUCAAGGAUGAUUUCCCACCUGUUUACAUUUCGGAAAAUGUAGCUGGCGAGGCAGAGGCAGAGCGCCUACCAUGGGGUCGUGAACUGCGCAACUAUAAUGCAGCAAUUGCAGGUCGGGUAUUUCUGAGUAAAGUUAUCAUCGACAACAUGGUAUAUGCUCGGGAAAAACAUGAGAUUGCAGGGAAUACGUACAACUUGUUCAAAUUCCAGAUGGGAGUUUCUGUCGCACACGAAAUCAUCCACCUUCUGACGGGUUUCCUUACUGAAGAAUCUCGUCCUGACACACCACUGGGCGUCACGAUGGACCCCUUUGGAUCCCGGGAUACUGGUGAAGCCGGUCGAUACUGGGAGGGGAUUCUUCUCGGUGGUACCGUCGAGUGCUAG
Fusarium verticillioides 7600 is the source of this 417-nucleotide messenger RNA. RefSeq lists its product as hypothetical. The record is from RefSeq and is a predicted model, not a curated record. The transcript has a single exon. Lineage: Eukaryota; Fungi; Ascomycota; Sordariomycetes; Hypocreales; Nectriaceae. Bases 1 to 417 code for a protein of 138 amino acids.